Molecule: messenger RNA, 270 nt
Organism: Protopolystoma xenopodis
Lineage: Eukaryota; Metazoa; Platyhelminthes; Monogenea; Polystomatidea; Polystomatidae
Source: the annotation of a GenBank genome assembly
AUGAAAGCAUUUGGGUCAGGCGAAAGUGAACCGAUGGGCUUGAUCCUGUUGCUCAAUCCGACAGACACAUUAGACACUCAAAUCUGUUCGUCUCUGAGGCACGAAAACCGCGACCUAAAACCUGUUGACGGUCUAUUGGAGGCUAAGCAUCGUCUGUACCAGCCAACCCAAUUUCGAAAGUCAACCAGAUCCGAUUUGCCUGUUGACAACACUCGGUUGGUGGAUGUUCUCCUUAACUCUGUUGGGGCUAAAAUCACUCUUGCCCUCUGA